AUUUCAAUUUGUAUUAUUCUGUCGAAUGUGCAACUUUGUCUUUGCGCUUUUAUUUUGGGCGAUAAAGUCUGAAUGCUAUCAUCUUCCAUCGCAAAAUUUCUUCAUUCCUCUUAUUUCAUCUCAAGGUUGCAACCAGCGUUUUCGACAGAUUUAUGUAUCCCCUAAUGAUGUCAGUGAACUGCUACAACCGAAUGAAAUAACCAUAUUGAAUCGACAAACAUCCCAUUAUAUUGACGAGAAGUUAAUAUAUGACACAUGUUGGUUAUAUAGGAAUGAACUAGGUUUUCCUGACUUUCAAGUGGAUGUAAUUUUUUUGGACACAAAGGAGAUGACUGAGUGCAACUCUAAUCAUUUCGGCAAACACCAUGCAACAGAUAUCAUAUCCUUAGCUGAAAACUCAUUAUACACUAAGGAUAAGUAUAAUUUAAAUCGAUCGCCACAGCUUGUUGCCGACUUUCGCAACCUUGGAGAAAUAAAUAUGUGUCCAGAUUAUAUAUACAAGCAAAUGAUAGGUGACCAAGAAUAUUCCAACCAGGGGGUAUGCCAAAUUAAGGCUGAUAAACAUUGCGACGAAAACGCACCAUUAGGUGUAGCAGUGCGUAUGAAACAUAUAACUGAUCUAAAUCUUCGUUUCUGUUAUCUCCUUGCCCAUGGAAUGUUGCAUCUUUUAGGGUACGAUCACGUUGAGGAUAACGACUUUGAAGAGAUGCUGUUACAGGAGGACCGCUUGUUGGAUGUCUUCGAAAGAUUUUAUGAAACACGUAAUACCUGAUAAUAGGCAAAAAUGCACCAAAUAUCUACAAAUAACAUAUACAUCGCUAUCUGUU
Messenger RNA from Babesia bovis T2Bo, 827 nucleotides. RefSeq lists its product as uncharacterized. The coding region runs from base 26 to 772 and encodes 248 amino acids. The record is from RefSeq and is a predicted model, not a curated record. Lineage: Eukaryota; Apicomplexa; Aconoidasida; Piroplasmida; Babesiidae. Gene Ontology annotation, biological process: rRNA processing. Gene Ontology annotation, molecular function: metalloendopeptidase activity. The transcript is spliced from 5 exons.